AUGGCCACCACAUCACUGCAAACAAGUAGCACGCCAAAACGCAAGAGAGAAGAAGCAUCUGGAACACCACCUGUACAAUUCACCUUCGAGUUGGAUCCUCUAACAUUCGCUUUUCCCUCUCCUUCUACCACUGCACAGACCGAAGAUGGAAGCAACAGUCCACGGUCAUGGGUCACCCACAAGUUCCGUGGGCUCGCGCUGGAAAGUGGGGGCGGGGCAACCGUCAGCGGCAGUGAAGAUAACGAUAAUCUCAUGGACGAGUCGAUUAGGAAGCGCCAGAAGCCCGAUGAGACCAUGAGAGAAGCAGAUGCACCCCCGACUGUGCAAGAAGUCGUUGACCUCGAUGGAAAAUCUGUACGACCUUACAGUGAACCGCUGCCAGAUUCCGAAAGCUGUGUGCAAGUCCGACUGAAAGAACCACACCAACACCGCCAUCUCAAACAAACAGACGGCAACCUACAUCAUGCAUACCCUUCCAUCAACAGAUUGUCUGAGUCAAAGUCAAGAGUCAAAAAGAGAACCGGUUCACCACCCUUACGUAUGAAGAAACCAUCACGACGCCCCUUUGAUGACUCAGACCAAGAAGAGGUCCAAAUUGUCGACCCCGUCAGAGCCGCAUUGACUUGGCACGAAGAUGAAAUUACUAUCUACGAUCCUGAAGACGAGGACGAUGAUGGUGUUGGAAUCAACGGAAUCGGCUUCAAACCAUCCCCAGCUCUUGCUCAAGCCCGCGCCAUGAAACGGAGACAGCAAAUGGCUGAGUAUCGCAAACGAGAGGAAAGCGAUGCACGAGCCCGACGUCGCCAACAACGAGGUUGCGGUUCAGGAGUCAAGUUCAAAUCAGACGACCAGUCACCACCGAGAAAGGUCAGGUUCACGGAUGCGGAUGCUUCCAGCAUCGCUAUCACUACAGGAUAA
Molecule: messenger RNA, 918 nt
Organism: Fusarium coffeatum
Lineage: Eukaryota; Fungi; Ascomycota; Sordariomycetes; Hypocreales; Nectriaceae
Exons: 1
Coding region: 1-918 (305 amino acids)
Source: RefSeq, a predicted model, not a curated record